This is a messenger RNA of Aspergillus puulaauensis, 900 nucleotides long. RefSeq names its product DUF1996 domain-containing protein. The record is from RefSeq and is a predicted model, not a curated record. NCBI's taxonomy places the organism in Eukaryota, Fungi, Ascomycota, Eurotiomycetes, Eurotiales, Aspergillaceae. The transcript has 2 exons. Bases 1 to 900 code for a protein of 299 amino acids.
AUGCUCACCACCACCCUCCUUCUGGCCACCGCGGGCACGGUGCAGGCGUAUACCCUGGUCAACUCGGGGUACAUCAUGCGCAAAAACAUCGACUCCAUUGUACAGCCCGGCAAGUACACGAGCCACAUGCACAGCUUCUUCGGCAAUGACGCGGUCAAUCUGACUACUUCUACUACUGACGAGCUCAUGCCCGGCUGCGCCACCAACGACAACCCGAACGACCUGUCGGUUUACUGGCACCCGACUCUGUACGCCAAAGACGGCGACGACCUCGUCCCAAUCGAGGCCCGGUACUUCAAAGCAUACUACAACGAGAUCGACACUGCCGAGAUUCCGUUUCCCACAGACUUCAAAGCGGUCGCGGGCAACGCAAGCGCGUCGACAGCGGAGGAGGUGGACGACCUGUGGACCAUGAGCUGGUGGUGCGAGUACGGUCCCGAGACGACGCCCGACAGCAGCGGCUGGCCCGAUGCAGGAUGCGAUCUGGGUCGUCUGCAGACGCAGCUCCGGUUCCCUGACUGCGUGAACCCGGACACCCUGGCCAGUGGGUACUCCAGCCGCGCGUGGCUGGCGAACUCCAACCGCUGCCCCGAUCAGAUGAAGCGCAUCCCACAGCUGCGGUUCUCCGUGCGCUUCGACACGUCUGAAGCGCUCCCCGACGGCUGGUCCGGCGAGGCACCACUGCAGCUUUCGAGCGGCAAUUCAUACAGCUUCCAUGGCGACUUCAUCAAUGGCUGGCUGCCCGAGGCGGCCGAGAACAUGUUGCGCGCCAGUGAUAAGAACGAGUUCCAGACUGUCGCCGGUCCCCGAUCCGAGGUGGCUACUUGUGACCCGGUUGAUGUCGACCCGGACAAUGGCACGAGCGACUAUGAGGAGAGUCUUCGUAUGAUGGAGGCGUGA